GGCAUGCCUACUUUGGAGGAUGAUCGUUCGCUAAUGGUCGACUAUGAAAUCCCCAAGUCUGUCCACACCCACAAGUCCAUGCUUCUUCGAGGGGUGAAGUUUGCUCCACCAGCAUUAGACAACGCCGACAUUCAAGCCACCAAACAUCGGUCCCAGAACUCCGGUCGCUCCUUCGGUGGUGCGCCAUUCCGCAAUAACCGUGGCGGGCGUAUCAAUUAUGCUAGCAAUGACCGACCAAAUCCUUUCGCAGCGCAUCUUGAUCCCAAGUUCGUACCUGCCGGCAACGCAGGGCCCCCUAUGGGAGCGCCUUCCGGGUGGAUCCCACCAUCAGGGUCUAACAAUUUCUCCCGAGGACCUCCACCUCCUCCACGCGGAGGGAUGUCCCAUUCGUACAACUCUCAGCAGUACGGGUCGUAUAACUCGGGUCAGGGCCAGCGGGGUAGCUACCAACAAAGCAGUUAUAACCAUGGGGAAUACUACAACAGAGGCUCCCAGGGGUCCUACAACAAUGGCCAAGGUGAUUACUACCAGGGACGGUCCUCGAACUACGGAUCACAAGAGUCCCGAGGUGGAGGGUAUCAUCGAGGAGGGUAUCAGGGCCGAGACUCCCGGAAUUCGGGCGGAUAUGGGAGAUAUUAAUCCCAUCGCAUGUUUCUACCAAGAAAGAAGAAUGAACCAAACAUAACUGGAAAAGUUGAGGGUUUCCCAUUUUUGAAAUUAUUGAGAUGGCGUUGAGGGAGGCUUAUACA
Aspergillus ochraceoroseus IBT 24754 is the source of this 749-nucleotide messenger RNA. RefSeq lists its product as uncharacterized. The transcript has 2 exons. The record is from RefSeq and is a predicted model, not a curated record. Bases 218 to 685 code for a protein of 155 amino acids. NCBI's taxonomy places the organism in Eukaryota, Fungi, Ascomycota, Eurotiomycetes, Eurotiales, Aspergillaceae.